Messenger RNA from Dipodomys spectabilis (banner-tailed kangaroo rat), 225 nucleotides. RefSeq names its product transition protein 1 (gene Tnp1). The transcript is spliced from 2 exons. The record is from RefSeq and is a predicted model, not a curated record. Gene Ontology annotation, biological process: chromatin remodeling; spermatogenesis; spermatid nucleus elongation. The coding region runs from base 1 to 225 and encodes 74 amino acids. Lineage: Eukaryota; Metazoa; Chordata; Mammalia; Rodentia; Heteromyidae. Gene Ontology annotation, cellular component: male germ cell nucleus; nucleosome. Gene Ontology annotation, molecular function: DNA binding.
AUGUCGACCAGCUGUAAGUCAAAGAGUCAUGGCACGAGGAGGGCCAAGAACCGAUCUCCUCACAAAGGUGUCAAAAGGAGCAGCAACAAAAAAAAAUGCCGGAAGGUCAGCCUAAAAUGUAGGAAACAUGGUGAUGAUGCCACAGAGCCUUGCCCCGGUGAACUUCGACCACCAUGGGGCAGCAACAAGAUGACGAGGGAGACGGCCAAGGAGACCUCACGUUAG